AUGGCGGCAAUAUUCGAAGAGGCUGUCGUUCAUGGGACACAACAGUUAGAAGAGCUAGUACAAAAGCGAUGGGAUUAUGCAGAGGUUGACAAACCACAAAUCGGCGGUAGUUGUAAGGAAGCUCAUUACCAAAUACAUUCACAAACACCCGAAGGUGAAACUCUGGAAUUUAUUGCCAACACACAGCUCAACACCCUGGAAUUCGUCAUGCAAAGAUCUGGCCUUUCUCUGUCAACUAUUCGCCAUGACCAGGAACUAAACCUUCUAUGGAAUCAGACAUUUCCGAGUUGUCUGUGUAAUGUAACAUGUGAAUCCAGUGAGUAUCGUACACCGGAUGGUUCGUGUAAUAACUUACAGUACCCGUGCUGGGGAAUGAGUGAAACUCCACAGGCGAGGCUUGUUCCUGCUGAAUAUGGAGACGUCAUGGGACUAGGAUCAGCGCCUCGAAACGCCACAUCGGGACCAGACCCUGUAGAAUUGCCGAGUGCACGGCUUGUGUCUCUAACACUCUUCAGAGAUUUCUCAAAGGAAGACAAAGACGACAAACUGUCAUUCGAAGUGAUGAGCUGGGGUCAAUUUAUCGAUCAUGACAUUGUAUUCACACCAGUGUCAAAAGGUGCUGAUGGAAAUAGCAUUUCCUGCUGUGUUGCUCCAGACAAUAGUACUACCCGACAACCAAUUACAGACAGGGUCGAAUGUGCUCCAAUUGUGGUGGAUAUGGCGACAGAUCCACAUUUCACCGACACCACAUGCUUAGAUUUCGUCAGAUCAGCUCCUGCUGUCAGUACUGAUUCAUCUUGUAUCCCUCUAAAAAGAGAGCAGAUGAAUUUGGCGACUUCUUUUAUUGACGGCUCAAUGGUAUAUGGGACAACACUGGAAAGACAAAACUCUCUAAGAGACAUGACUCAGAAUAAAGGUUUGAUGCUGGUAAGUCCUGGUAAUUUACCACCGCCUCUUGGAACCAAUACGACCUGUAGGCUGACUCAAGAAACGAAUGAAUUCUGCAUGAAAACAGGUGAUGGACGAACUCAGGUAGUUCCGAACCUUGCGAAUGACCAUGUCCUACUGCUAGGAAACCAUAAUACAAUAGUUUUGCAACUGGCAGAGAUAACACGUUGGUCCGAGGAAAAGCUCUUUCAGGAAGCAAGAAAGAUAAACAUCGCUAUUAUGCAACAGAUUACAUACGGCGAAUAUCUACCUCUUAUUCUUGGCCCUGAUUUGAUGAACGAGUACAAACUUAUGGUUCGGGAACCAUCUCAUAACAUCUAUAAUGCCGCAAUGAAUCCUACAGUCUUUAACAAUUUUGCUGUAGCAGCAUUUCGAUUCGGUCAUUCGCAGAUUACAGAUUUCCAAAAUUUCCUCAGUAACUACUACAACGACACAACAGUGAAUAGAAUUGAAGACACAUACCUCCGGCCCAUAUUUACUGUCCGUGAACAAGGCAAAGACCUUGAUAAACAUACGAGAUGGAAGGUGACAACUCACUCUGCAGAGGCUGGAAGAUUGUUUCCAAAAGGUGUGUUGGAUCUUCUGUUUCUGGACUCGCUUGGACACAGUUUAGACCUCCCUGCUGUUAACAUUCAGAGAGGAAGAGAUCAUGGUAUCCCGCCUUAUGUCAAUUUUUUGAACGUAUGCGGAUUGGCCAUACCCACUACCUUUGAUGAACUGAUGAACCACACAGUUGCAAAUAGGGCACUUCUGGCGUCUGUUUACAAUGCUGUCUCUGAUAUUGACCUUUUCGCGGGGGGAAUGACCGAAGAAUUUGUAACAGGUGGAAAAGUUGGACCAACGUUCGGCUGCCUCCUUGGAAAACAGUUCCAAGCUCUGAAACACGGGGACCGUUUCUGGUUUGAAAGAAGCACGGUCUUUAAUACAGCCCAACUCAUCGAACUACGCAAAAUGACAUUGGCGAAGGUGAUGUGUCUGAACUUUGACAUGUGUAAUAUUCAACCAGAUGCGUUCAAACUACCAAAUUUCAUUUACAACAGACCGACGAGCUGCAGCAAUCUCCCUGACAUGAACUACAACGUGUUUAGGGGACAGAACCCAAAACCUUCCUCACUAGACUCUGGUAAGACUCGGACAGGGGACAGAACCCAAGCCUUCCUCACUAGACUCUGGAAAGACUCGGACAGGGGACAGAACCCAAGUCUUCCUCACUAG
Ylistrum balloti is the source of this 2163-nucleotide messenger RNA. RefSeq names its product thyroid peroxidase-like. Gene Ontology annotation, molecular function: heme binding; peroxidase activity. Bases 1 to 2163 code for a protein of 720 amino acids. NCBI's taxonomy places the organism in Eukaryota, Metazoa, Mollusca, Bivalvia, Pectinida, Pectinidae. Gene Ontology annotation, biological process: response to oxidative stress. The record is from RefSeq and is a predicted model, not a curated record. The transcript is spliced from 14 exons.